AUGCAGUGCGCCUACCCCAGCCGCCCCCAUGCCAUCGAGCUGUUGGGCAAAAAGCUGGUCCUUUGGCGCGACGGCGGCGGCGCGUGGCGCUGCCAUCAAGACGCGUGCCCCCACAGGCUCGCGCCGCUGUCCGAGGGCCGAGUCGAGGGCGGGCAGCUGGAGUGCAGCUACCACGGCUGGCGCUUCGACGGCGCCGGCCGCUGCACGCGCAUCCCGCAGUCGCUGGACGCCAAGGCGGAGGCGACCGCCUGCGCGAGCGGGCGCUCGUGCGUGACUGCUUACCCCCUGAAGGAGUACGCGGGGGUCAUCUGGGUGUGGGGCGACGCGUCGCCGGGCGCCGCGGCGGAGGCAGAGGCGACGCCCCUGCCUGUGCCGCGGGGACUGCAGCAGCAUGCUGAGGCCGAGGGCCCAGCGGAGGCCCCGGCAGAGGGCUCGGCAAAGGGCGCAGCAGAGGGCCCGGCAGAGGUUUCAGGGUACCGGCGGGAGCUGCCGUACAGCUGGGAUGUACUGCUGGAGAACGUGACAGAUCCUGCGCACUUGCCGCACAGCCACCACCGCCUGUCACCCACGCUCACGCGCGACAAGGCCGGCCCCAUGCCCUUCAUCAAGCAGCAGCAGCCGUCGCAGGGCGGCGCCGCAGACGAUUCCAGCGGCGCUGCGGUGGCUGCGGAGGCGACGGCGCGGCCGCUGUACGCGUUCGAGCACGCGCCGCCAGUGGGAUCGUUCGCGUUCCCAUCAGCGCUGAGCCCCAACGGCGUCGUAGCCUACAACGCCCCCUGCAGCGUGGUUUAUGAGUACGCGCUGCCCGGGGGCGCCUGCAUGUGGACGCUGAUCUACGGGACGCCCUGCGGCCCGGGCCGCUCCAUCGUGAUGACUGCGGGCUUCAACAACCGCCCCCCGGCCAUGUGGGGCGACCUGGCCAAGACGGUCCUCACCAACUGGAAGGCGCUCAGGCCGCUGCUCAUGCGGCUGUAUUUCCAGGCGAUACCAUCAUGGAAGGGCCACAUGAUCAGCAACAAGCUUUUCGACAUGGACAACGUGUUCCUGCACCAGCAGGACAUCCUGUUGGAGCAGCGCGGCCGCGGGUCCUGGGCCAGGGAUUACUACAUGCCGGAGCAGUGCGACUCGCUGGUCGUCGCAACCCGCAAGUGGAUUGACUCCAAGGCAGGCGGCGGCCCCGACUACGGCCCCGCCGCCGGCCCCAUCAAGCCGCUCUCCAAGCGAGACCUGCAGGACAGAUGGGCGCAGCACACGCAGCACUGCGUCACCUGCCUCGCCGCCAUGGCGGCCGUCCGGCGGCGCGCGCAGGUGGCCAAGGCGGCUGCGACGGUGCUGUUCGCCGGGCUGUGCGCGGCGCUGGGCACUUUCGGAGUGCCGAGGAUCCUCGCGGGCGGCGCGCCCGCGCUGGUCGCCGCGGCGGCGGCCGCGGGCGCCGCGGUGGCGCUCUGGGUGGCUAGGCGCGCGGCCGCGGCGCUGGAUCAGUUCACGCACGUGGAAUUCACUCACGCGGACAACCAUUGA
Messenger RNA from Monoraphidium neglectum, 1521 nucleotides. RefSeq names its product Rieske (2Fe-2S) domain protein. The record is from RefSeq and is a predicted model, not a curated record. Bases 1 to 1521 code for a protein of 506 amino acids. The transcript is spliced from 14 exons. Lineage: Eukaryota; Viridiplantae; Chlorophyta; Chlorophyceae; Sphaeropleales; Selenastraceae. Gene Ontology annotation, molecular function: 2 iron, 2 sulfur cluster binding; chlorophyllide a oxygenase activity.